This is a messenger RNA of Megalobrama amblycephala (Wuchang bream), 4037 nucleotides long. RefSeq names its product contactin 1b (gene cntn1b). The coding region runs from base 328 to 3417 and encodes 1029 amino acids. Gene Ontology annotation, biological process: cell-cell adhesion; axon guidance. Gene Ontology annotation, cellular component: plasma membrane; axon. Lineage: Eukaryota; Metazoa; Chordata; Actinopteri; Cypriniformes; Xenocyprididae. Gene Ontology annotation, molecular function: protein binding. The transcript is spliced from 24 exons. The record is from RefSeq and is a predicted model, not a curated record.
UGUGUGGAUAAGCCUCUCAUUACCUUAAACCACCAAAUAUCUCAGUCCAUAUACAUUUUUAUUCAUUCGCAAAUGCCGUAAAAUCACCUUGACCAGUUUAAGAUCACUGCAGCAGCACAUGGACUCAGAGAGCAUCAGUCUGUGUUACGGCAUCCUGGCAUGCGCAGUUUCCGCUCGCAUCCAAUAGCAGGCUGGUGCCGCACGGGCCAUGUGUCUGUCUCCCCACUGGGCUGCGGGACGAUGCGGUGGUUCUGAUCCAGGUCUGUGGGUUUGACGGAGGAUUUAACACAUUCUUCCGGCCUGGUUUUUAACUGUCUGAUUGUCAAGAUGGUGACCCCAGCCAUGCUUCUGUGUGCUCUCUCUUACUUCUUCUUAUCGGCCGCUGCAAUUAAACCCAGGAUAUUUGAACCCAGAAUUUUUGACAAGGAGGCCACAGGAUUUGGCCCUAUAUUUGAGGAGGAGCCUCUAGACACUGUGUAUGCAGAGGAUUCACCAGAGAACAAAAUCUCCAUGAAUUGCAGGGUGCGGGCCAACCCACCGGCCAUCAUCAAAUGGUGGUUAAACAACUGGGAAAUUAAACUGAUGGAACAGCCUGAUGAACACUUUAGCCUGGUGGGAGGAAACCUGGUCAUCACCAACCCAGAUAAGAGCAAGCAUGCUGGGAAAUAUGUGUGUGUGGCCAAGAACGUCUACGGCACUGUCAUCAGCAAAGAGGCCACCGUCAAAUUUGGAUACCUGAACCAGUUCCCUACAGAUGAGAGAGAGCCGGUGAAUGUUAAGGAGGGACAGGGAGCCGUCCUGCUGUGUUCUCCUCCCUCUCGCUAUCCAAGUGAAGUGAUGUUCCGCUGGAUCUACAAUGACUUCCCCAACUUCAUCAUCCCAGACCAGAGGCGUUUCGUGUCUCAGACCACUGGGAAUCUGUACAUCGCCAAAGUCGAGGCAUCCGAUGUUGGGAAUUAUUCUUGUUUUGUGUCAAGUCCCACCAUCGGCAAGAGCGUUUUCAGCAUGCCGAUUUCUCUGAUUCCACAAAUAGAAAAGGAGGUGAAGCGGUAUCCUGCUGAUAUCCGUGUGAAAUUUCCCAAGACUUAUGCUUUGGUGGCACAGAACAUCACUCUUGAGUGCUUUGCCCUUGGAAAUCCGCUCCCACACAUUCGCUGGAGGAAGUUAGACGCUGAUCUCCCACCCAACUAUGAGGUCAGCAUGAAUGGAGCUUUACUGCAUCUGAUUAAUGUUCAGUACGAGGACGAGGGCAGCUAUGAGUGUGAGACGCUCAAUGUUAAGGGGAUGGACUGGUAUCGACAGUGGCUCUAUGUGGAAGGUGCUCCAGAGUGGGCGGAGCACAUCAAUGACACAGAAAAAGAUGUUGGUAGUGAACUCACUCUCAGAUGUGUCGCCGUAGGGAAGCCCCAACCAUGGAUACGCUGGCUGAAGGAUGGCUAUUCGUAUGGCAAAGGAGAGCUGAAAUUCUCCAGCCUCACAUUUGAGGAUUCAGGCAUGUAUCAGUGCAUUGCUGAGAAUGAAUGGGGGACCAUCUAUGCCAGCGCAGAGCUUCGGGUCGUCUCCUGUGCACCAACGUUCAUUUAUAAUCCAGUGAAGAAGGUUCUGCUAGGGGCUGAAAAUGGACGUGUGGUCAUUGAAUGCAAACCCCGUGCUGCUCCUAAACCCAAGUUCAUCUGGAAACGAGGCUCAGAGCUGCUGACCAACUCUUCAAGGAUGUUAAUUUGGGAUGAUGGAAGUCUGGAGAUUCUGAAUGCAACAAAAAGUGACGAGGGCUCGUACACCUGCUACGCUGAGAAUGACCGCGGCAAAUCCAACAGCACAGGGACCCUCACUAUCACUGAGGCCACCAAGAUUACCGUGGCUCCAUCAGACACUGAGGCGGUUGUAGGUGACAGUAGAAUUCUCCAGUGCUCGGCAUCAUAUGACCCCAGCCUGGACAUCACCUUCAUCUGGACUGUCGAUUCCUACGAAAUCAACUUCUUCGCGGACUUUGAACACUACGAGCAGCUCAUGGGUAAUGAGCACAGUGGAGACCUGCUGAUCAAGAAUAUUCAGGUGAGGCAUGCAGGACACUAUAUCUGCACAGCUCAGACUAUAGUGGACAACGCCACCGCCGAAGCUGAUGUUUUUGUCAAAGGCUUGCCUGGUCCUCCGGGUGGCAUUCGCGUGGAAGAGAUUGGAGACACGUCAGUAAAACUACGAUGGUGUCUGGGAUCAGACCAUGGUAGUCCCCUCAUCCAGCAUGUUGUACAAACACGAGACUUUUACGCCCUGGAUCCAGAGGACUGGAAAACUGCAUCCACUUCUCCUGUGUUUUUGGAUGGAUCUACGGAUUCAGCAACAGUUGUUGACCUUUACCCCUGGAUGCAAUAUGAAUUCCGUGUGUAUGCCAUCAAUGAAUUUGGAGCUGGGGAAAACAGCCGCCCGUCCAUUAAAAUCAAGACAUGGGAUGCCAGGCCUACAGUAGCUCCUUCUGACGUCUUUGGUCAAGUAGGAAUAAGUGGCGAGCUAAUUGUGACCUGGACUCCUGUGAAACCUCAGUUCUUCUUCGGUAAAAAAUUUGGCUACGUUGUGGCGUUCAAGCCACAUGAGGAUUAUGAGUGGAAAUGGACGACCGUGGAGGAUCCUGAGACGAGACGGUAUGUUUACAAAGAGAGCAUGACCCCAGACACAGAAAUACAGGUCAAAGUGAACACCUACAACAACAAAGGAGAAGGACCCUCAAGUCUUAUAUCAGUGGUCUACUCGCCACGCCAAGCACCGACUGAAGCUCCAUUAGACGUCUACGCCCGUCAGGUCACCUCUACAGAGGCUUUGGUCUGGUGGUUACCGGUCUAUCAGGCGCCGCCAAACUGGGUUGAUGGAUACCAGAUUCGUUACUGGAGAAAGUACGAUGAUAAUGAGGCUGCUGCCUCUCGAGUCAUUGUUCAUAGAAUGAUUAACCAAACUCGCCUGGAGAACAUGCGGCCUGACUCUCACUACCUUAUAGAGGUUCGAGCGUUCAACGGAGCUGGGCUCGGGCCGCCCAGUGAGCACUGUGAAAUGUUCACCAGGAGACCCCCUCCAAGUCGUCGUUUGAGAGUAUACAAAUAUGUGAGCUUUACACGUAAAUGGCUCUAUCUGUAUUGGGAUCACAUCUAUAAUUACUGGAAUGAGUCCUAUGUGGAGGGUUACAAGAUUUUGUUCCGGAAGGAAGGAGAGCGUUAUGGGAAGCUUUACACCACCGGCAGGCACUACAUCGACUUCCCCAUGCCAGAGACCGGCGAUUACGUCAUAGAGGUCCGAGCCCGCUGUGAGGGAGGUGAUGGACCCAUAUCACAGAUCAGAGUACAAGGUAAAGCGGCUCUGAGUGCUGACUCUCUCAGCGUCGCCUCUGUCUUGCUGUUGGCUCUGGGCUGGAUGAAUUUAGGCCUGUAGGCAAAUAAGAAGACUGUCAAAACUUUGGCAAAGUCGACUUCUGAGAAACAAUCCUAAUAUAGUCUGAGUGCAUUUCCUCACAGGGAAGGUUUUCAUGGUGCAGAUAAAGUUUGUUUGGGAGUGUAAAAUAUAAAAUAAAGUUUGUAUUUAUCUCUUGAUUUGCCUUACAAAAUGCCCACAAUCAACUAAUGAAAUGGUGUUGUAAAAUAAGUAAUAUAUAGUAUCAGGAUAUUUUUUUUGAUGACUUUCCAUCAAUUAUUAAAAAAUGAGACAUAUGUAUUUACUACAGAAUAUGCUUUGUAAGUCAUUUUUUUUCAUGUCAUCAGCUGUGAUUUUCAUAGAAAUGUUUGAACUUCAGUUGUUUGUUUUUACACUUGUUUGCCCACAUUUAAUUUGCGUUUCAUGUUUACAAAUCUAUUUUUGUCACUGUGUUUGAUUUUAAAGUGACUUUCUUAGUAUCUUCCUACUAUUUUGCUAAAAAUGUACACUGCAAUUUUCAUCUGUAUAUCAGUAAACAUCAAAAACAUGAAACAAAUUACUUUUCUUUUGUCUUCCUACCAAGCUUUCAUCUCAGAAAUGGCAUUGAAACCACCAGUUACAGUAUAUUUCCCUGUUAAAAU